This is a messenger RNA of Miscanthus lutarioriparius, 867 nucleotides long. The record is from the annotation of a GenBank genome assembly. NCBI's taxonomy places the organism in Eukaryota, Viridiplantae, Streptophyta, Magnoliopsida, Poales, Poaceae.
AUGAGAGCUUUGAGCAGCGUCGGCGUCGGGCUGGCCGUGGUGUCGUCGCUGCUCCUGCUGGCGCUCACCGCCGAGCUCUACUACAUCUUCGUGCACAAGCGCCGGCAGCGGCGGCGCGCCGCGGCCAUCUCCGACGCGGCGUCGUCCCCGUCCUCCUCCUCGCGCGAGCUGCUCCAGCUCUUCUGCUUCAAGAAGCCGCCAGCGGCGCUCGCGUCUACCUACGCCGUCCCCGAGCCGGCCUCCGCCGUGGCGGUGGCCGUCGACGGCAGCGGCGGCGGCGACGACGACGAGACGGUGGAGGCGCAGCUGAUGCGGCUGGGAAGCAUCGUAGGGCCCACGCGCCUGCUGUUCACCAUCAAGGAGGAGACCCGGGAAGACCUGGAGUCCGAGGACGGAGGGCGGCGCGGCCGGAGCCGCAGCCUCGGCGAGCUGCUGCAUUGCGCCGAGACGCCGCCGUUCCUCACGCCCAGGGCAUCGCCGUCGCCCGUGCCCACGGCCGCAAUGGACAACUCCUACAACCCGCUGUUCAAGUCCCCCGCGGCCAGCCCGGGCCCGGGCGCUGCCCCGGCGGUGUCGCCGCCGCCCAAGUUCCAGUUCCUCAGGGACGCCGAGGAGAAGCUCUACCGCCGCGUUCUCGCCGAGGAGGAGGCCAUGAGGGCGCGGAGGUCGCCGAGGUCGCCGGCGGCCGCUGCUGACGAGGAUGGCGGGUACAUCACCAUCGUGGUGGCCAAGAACAACCGCGUCAUCCCCAUGCCGUCGUCGUCGCCUUCGCCACCCAACGCCGCGACGCCGCCAGCGGCGGCCAUCAGUGAGCGCGCGACUGAUGAGCAGAGCUGUUCAGAUGGACAGGAGGUUUUGAUGGAUUAA